Messenger RNA from Xiphophorus hellerii (green swordtail), 1906 nucleotides. Its product is annotated as magnesium transporter NIPA2. The transcript is spliced from 6 exons. Gene Ontology annotation, molecular function: magnesium ion transmembrane transporter activity. The coding region runs from base 122 to 1165 and encodes 347 amino acids. NCBI's taxonomy places the organism in Eukaryota, Metazoa, Chordata, Actinopteri, Cyprinodontiformes, Poeciliidae. The record is from RefSeq and is a predicted model, not a curated record. Gene Ontology annotation, cellular component: membrane. Gene Ontology annotation, biological process: magnesium ion transport.
ACUUGUCUUUUCGUUUCUAAAGCAAACACCAGGAAGUAGCGCAGUGACACCCAGCCUUUUUCGGCCAAUCGGGUGCUCCACUUCCUGUUGUCACCUAAAUGAGAGCAAGUCGACAAUCGAGAUGGAAGUGAACCGCUUGGACUUCUACAUCGGUCUCUCUCUGGCUGUGAGCUCCAGUGUUUUUAUCGGGUCAAGUUUCAUCUUGAAAAAGAAAGGCCUGCUGCGAUUGGCCAGCAAGGGCUCAACGCGAGCAGGUCAGGGGGGCUACGCUUACCUGAAAGAAUGGCUGUGGUGGGCUGGGCUCAUUUCAAUGGGAGUAGGAGAGGGCGCCAACUUCGCUGCAUAUGCGUUUGCACCUGCCACACUGGUAACCCCGCUCGGAGCGCUCAGCGUACUUGUCAGUGCUGUGCUCUCGUCGUACUUUCUAAAUGAGAGGCUGAAUAUUCACGGGAAGAUUGGAUGCCUGCUUUCCAUCUUGGGUUCCACAGUCAUGGUGAUCCAUGCGCCGCAAGAAGAGGAAGUUGCCUCGCUCAGCGCCAUGGCUGAGAAACUGAAGGACCCAGGUUUCAUCGUUUUUGCCGUGUGUGUUGUUGGAAGCAGCCUGGUCCUGAUCUUUGCCGUGGCUCCUCGCUUCGGACAAAAGAAUGUCCUGGUUUACAUCCUGAUCUGCUCUGUGAUCGGCUCCCUCUCCGUCUCUUGUGUCAAGGGUCUUGGCAUUGGUAUCAAAGAGCUGUUUUCAGGGACGGCGGUGCUGAAGGACCCCCUGUUCUGGGCGUUGCUCGUCUGCCUGGCGAUCUGCGUCAGCAUUCAGAUCAGCUACCUGAACAAAGCGCUCGACAUCUACAACACCUCGAUUGUCACGCCGAUUUACUAUGUCUUCUUCACCACGUCCGUCAUGGCUUGCUCGGCCAUCUUAUUCAAGGAGUGGUUAAAAAUGACUUUUGAUGGUGUAGUGGGGACAAUCAGCGGCUUCCUCACCAUCAUUUUAGGGAUUUUUCUCCUUCAUGCCUUUAAGGACAUUACGUUUAGCGUGGACUCCCUCCCUUUAUACCUGAGGAAAAGCCCUUACUGGUCCGUUGGAGGCCAACAGCCUUACAUGGCUCUUCCUGAUGAUGACUUGCAAGCAGAUAAUGACAGAAAGUUGUCAGCCAGAGGUGGUGACUAGAAAGGAGCCUCAUGAAUAAAAAGAAAAAAGCACCAGUAUACUCAUCCUUGCCUCUCAAACUUUUACAAUUUUUUUCAAGCAAAGCAUAAUACACUGGAUGAGGACAUUUGCUUUUUUACUUUAGCAUUUAUAUCUCUGUAAUGGAUCUCAUUUAUAGCCUUACACACAUUUACUUUGGUUCAAAACAAAAUGGGACAAAAUAUUUUUAACAUAAUUUAUUUUUGUUCACUGCUGUCUUUGAUAUUUCUGUUUUUUAAGUUAAGUGUUUGUGUUUGGCUAAUGAAAGCUUCAACAUACAGAAGGCAAAACAUUGAACACAUCACAAAUUUUCAUAGUAAACAUAUUUCUGAAGAUGCUAUUGACAUGUAAUUUUCACCAUAUGUUGGUAGCAACCCAAGUAAUCCAUACAUAGAGACCAAAACAAAUAAGUUAUUGUGAUGUGUUCAAUACUUGUUUUAUUCACUACAUAGUUUAGUGAUUUUUACUGUAAUUAGAAAACUAAGACUUAGUGGAGCAAAUGUUUGCUCUUAGGAAUAUUAGUGAGCUACAGUAUUACCUCAGCAUUAUGUUCAAAAUCUAAAUCAAAGAAUGUAAUAUCAUGUACGAAGCUGUAUAUUUAAUUUUAAUGUAAAGUCUCAUUAAAACAAAGAGCUUACAGUGGAUGUAAGAAGUCUGCAUAUAUCUGUUAAAAUGCCAGGUUUUGUGAUGUAAAAAAAUUAAUUAUUUCACAACUCUCCCUCA